Molecule: messenger RNA, 1467 nt
Organism: Dissoconium aciculare CBS 342.82
Lineage: Eukaryota; Fungi; Ascomycota; Dothideomycetes; Mycosphaerellales; Dissoconiaceae
Product: translation elongation factor
Exons: 5
Coding region: 1-1467 (488 amino acids)
Biological process (GO): translation; translational elongation
Molecular function (GO): GTP binding; translation elongation factor activity; GTPase activity
Source: RefSeq, a predicted model, not a curated record
AUGAAAGUCUCUCAUCUGUCCAUCAUCGCUAAUCAUGAGCCAUGCAGUAAGGAAAAGCUUCACGUCAACGUCGUGGUCAUCGGCCACGUCGACUCCGGAAAGUCCACCACCACCGGUCACUUGAUCUACAAGUGCGGUGGCAUCGACAAGCGUACCAUCGAGAAGUUCGAGAAGGAAGCCGCUGAAAUGGGCAAGGGCUCUUUCAAGUACGCCUGGGUCUUGGACAAGCUCAAGGCCGAGCGUGAGCGCGGUAUCACCAUUGAUAUCGCCCUCUGGAAGUUUGAAACUCCAAAGAGCGUACUCCCCUUUCUUGACGCCCCUGGUCACCGUGAUUUCAUCAAGAACAUGAUCACUGGUACUUCCCAGGCUGACUGCGCCAUUCUCAUCAUUGCCGCCGGUACUGGUGAGUUCGAGGCUGGUAUCUCAAAGGAUGGCCAGACUCGUGAGCACGCCCUCCUCGCAUACACCCUUGGUGUCCGACAAGUCAUUGUCGCCAUCAACAAGAUGGACACCACCAAGUGGUCUGAGGACCGUUACCAGGAGAUCAUCAAGGAGACCUCCAACUUCAUCAAGAAGGUCGGCUUCAACCCCAAGCACAUUCCUUUCGUCCCGAUCUCCGGUUUCAACGGUGACAACAUGAUCGAGCCCUCCACCAACUGCCCCUGGUACAAGGGAUGGGAGAAGGAGACCAAGGCCAAGGUCACCGGAAAGACCCUCCUCGAGGCUAUCGACGCCAUCGACCCUCCGUCCCGUCCUUCCGACAAGCCUCUCCGUCUUCCUCUCCAGGAUGUCUACAAGAUUGGUGGUAUUGGAACGGUCCCUGUCGGUCGUGUCGAGACUGGUGUUGUCAAGCCCGGUAUGGUCGUCACCUUCGCCCCGGCCGGUGUCACCACUGAAGUCAAGUCCGUCGAGAUGCACCACGAGCAGCUUGUUCAGGGUGAGCCCGGUGACAACGUCGGCUUCAACGUCAAGAACGUUUCCGUCAAGGAAAUCCGUCGUGGUAACGUCGCUGGUGACAGCAAGAACGACCCUCCCAUGGGUUGCGCCGACUUCACCGCCCAGGUUAUCGUCAUGAACCACCCUGGUCAGAUCGGUGCCGGUUACGCGCCAGUCCUCGACUGCCACACCGCCCACAUUGCUUGCAAGUUCGCCGAGCUCCUCGAGAAGAUCGACCGUCGUUCCGGCAAGUCCAUCGAAGCCAACCCCAAGACCGUCAAGUCCGGUGACGCUGCCAUCGUCAAGAUGAUUCCGUCCAAGCCCAUGUGUGUUGAGGCUUACACCGAGUACCCUCCUCUUGGUCGUUUCGCCGUCCGUGACAUGCGUCAGACCGUCGCUGUCGGUGUCAUCAAGAAGGUCAACAAGCAGGCUGCUGGUGCCGGAAAGGUCACCAAGGUAAGCAUAUCGUCACAGUUGAUUGCCAUUUACGUUAUACUAACUCAUCUCACAGUCCGCUGCCAAGGCCGGUAA